Messenger RNA from Anolis sagrei ordinatus, 4440 nucleotides. RefSeq names its product zinc finger protein 135-like. Gene Ontology annotation, molecular function: DNA-binding transcription factor activity, RNA polymerase II-specific; RNA polymerase II cis-regulatory region sequence-specific DNA binding. The record is from RefSeq and is a predicted model, not a curated record. Gene Ontology annotation, cellular component: nucleus. Gene Ontology annotation, biological process: regulation of transcription by RNA polymerase II. NCBI's taxonomy places the organism in Eukaryota, Metazoa, Chordata, Lepidosauria, Squamata, Anolidae.
CCGCCCCCACUACGUCUCCAGCGGGAAGGUGGGAGGGAGGCAUGACGUCACCGCAGUCCCCGCCCCUCCAUUUCGGAAGGAAGGAAGGAAGGAAGGAAGUCAGCGAAGAGACGGGAAGUGAGGAUUCUGUGGACCCACUUCUGGCAUGAGGAGAAAGAGGAGAAAGAAAACAGCAUCUACCGUAUACUGAGGAAUUUGGAAACAAAACGUGUAGUAAAGAAGGGAGUCUUAUAAGAGGAGGAAGUCCUUCUUAGGUCUUCUGACAUGGAGGAGAAACCCUAUAAAUGCCUUGAGUGCAGGAAGAGCUUCACUGCGAGUGGAAGUCUACGUUCACAUCAAAGAACACACACUGGAGAGAAACCCUAUAAAUGUCUGGAGUGUGGAAAGAGCUUCAGUAAGCGUGGAAAUCUAUAUCAACAUCAAAGAACCCACACUAGGGAGAAACCCUAUACAUGUCUCGAGUGUGGAAAAAGCUUCAGUAAGAUUAGAAGUCUACGUUCACAUCAACGGACUCACACUGGGGAGAAGCCCUAUCAAUGCACGACAUGUAGAAAGAGCUUCACUCAGAGUGGAAGUCUACGUUCACAUCAGAGGACUCACACUGGGGAGAAACCCUAUAAAUGCGUGGUGUGUGAAAAGAGCUUUGCUCGCAAUGGUGGCCUACGUUCACAUCAAAAAACCCACACUGGGGAGAAAGCCUAUACGUGCCUGGAAUGUGGAAAGAGCUUCAGUGGGAGUGGCAAUCUACAAAGUCAUUAUAGAAUUCACACUGGGGAGAAACCAUAUAAAUGCCUGGAGUGCGGAAAGAGCUUCACUCACAGUGGACAUCUACAUUUACAUUAUAGAACCCACACUGGGGAGAAACCCUUUUCAUGCCUUGAGUGUGGAAAGAGCUUCAGUGACCGUGGAGGUCUACAUAAACACCAUAGAAUCCACACUGGUGAAAAACUCUAUACAUGCCUGGAAUGUGAAAAGAGCUUCGCUCACAGUGGAACUCUACAUAGACAUCAUAGAACCCACACUGGAGAGAAACCCUAUACAUGCCUGGAGUGUGGAAAGAGGUUCACUCACAGUGGAAGUCUACGUAGACAUCAUAGAACCCACACCGGGGAGAAACCCUUUUCAUGCCUGGAGUGUGGAAAGAUCUUUGCUGACAGUGGAAAUCUAGAUAAACAUCAUAGAACCCACACCGGGAAGAAGCCCUAUAAAUGCCUGGAGUGUGGAAAGAGCUUCGCUUACAGUGGAUAUCUGUAUCAACAUCAAAGAAUUCACACGAGGGAUAAUCCCUAUAAAUGCCUGGAGUGUGGAAAGAACUUCCCUGUGAGCGGAGGUCUACAGAGACAUUGUAGAAUUCACACUGGAGUGAAAGGUGGUAUUUGACACCCAAGAGACUCUCUAAGGUGUAAAAAGGCAAUUCUCAUAAAUACGUUGUUGGGCUAUUUUAUCAUAUUGUGGUCUUGCAGAAUGGCCCUGAUAGAACGAGAUAGUCUCAAAUUUGAGACUAUAAAACCCAUAAUGCAUGACAGUCAGGUGUGGUACUCCAUUUUUGCAAUUUGGCAAUCACCCCUUAGCUGUUCUGUAGAAUUUAUUUUUUUAUUUAUCUUAUCAGGAAUGAACCAAUGUAUUUGAGAAAAAACAAAGUUUAAAAACUUGACAAUCUAUUAAAUGUCCUUUGACCAGUAGCUGGCCACUUGGUGCCUCAGGUGUUGCUAUAAGAAGGGCCUUCACUGUGCAUGUGGCAGGGCUCAGGCUGCAUUGUAAUAGAAUCAUAGAGUUGGAAGACAUCUCAUGGGCCAUCCACUCCAACCCCCUGCCAAGAAACAGGACAACCGUGUUCAAAGCACCCCCAACAAAUGGCCAUCCCUAACCCUAACUCUGAUAGGUGGCCUGUUGUUUGGUCUUCUCCACACUCACAUGUCAUGGACUCCACUUUGUAGACCCAUUUCUUAAGGUCAGCUCUGCAUUUCGUGGUACCAGAGCGCAGUCUGCUCAGCGCCUCCCAAGUCGCCCAGUUUCUGUAUGCCCAGGAGGGAAUCUCUCAUUUGGUAUCAGCCAUUGAUUGACAUUCUGGGUUUGAGCCUGCCACUUUUGGACUCUCGCUUGCUGGGGUGUUCCAGCAAGUGUCUCUGUAGAUCUAAGAGAACUAUUUCUUGAUUUAAGGCGUUGGCAUGCUGGCCAAUAUCCAAACAGGGGAUGGGCUGGAGAUGUCACUGCCUUGGUCCUUUCACUAUUGGUUGCUACUUCCCGGUGGAUGUCAGGUGGUGCAAUACUGGCAAGACAGUAUAAUUUCUCCAACGGUGUAAGGUGCAGACAGCCUGUGAUAAUGCAGCAUGUCUCAUUAAGAGCCACAUCCACUGUUUUAGCAUGGUGAGAUGUGUUCCACACUGGGCAUGCGUACUCAGCAGCAGAGUAGCCAAGGGCAAGUGCAGAUGCCUUCACUGUGUCUGGUUGUGAUCCCCAGGUUGUGCCAGUCAGCUUUUGUAUGAUAUUGUUUCUAGCACCCACUUUUUGCUUGUUAUUCAGGCAGUGCUUUUUGUAAGUCAGAGCACAGUCCAGAGUGACUCCCAGGUAUUUGGGUGUGUUGCAAUGCUCCAAUGGGAUUCCUUCUCAGGUCUUCCUCAGAGCUUGAGGUGCUUGUCUGUUCUUAAGAUGGAACACACACAUCUGUGUUUUAGAUAGAUGAGGAAUCAGCUGUUUCUCCCUGUAAUAGGCAGUAACAGCACCUAACUCUAUGCAACGAGAGGGGACGUUUGGGAGCGAUCGUUUCAAUUGCCCUAGACAUCUCGCUAUUAUAGCGAUCAACCAGAGUGUUGAUAGGAUUGUCAGGAGUCCUUCUGGAUCCACAAGUCAGACCAUGACAAUGGAAGAAUGUUUUGCUCUUCCACUCUGACUACCGUCCGCAAUGAAAACUAGGUCAAGUGUGUGACUGGCCUGAUGCAUGUGGACAGAUACUAAUUACUUGAGUCAGCCCCAUGGUUGUCAUGGCAACCAUGAAAUCCUGAGCUGCACCUGUUAAUAUGGUCUCUGUGUGAAUGUUGAAAUCUCCCAGAACUACCAGUUGCUGGGAGCCUGAGGCCAGAUUGGAGACCACUUCUGCUCGUUCAGGCAGGGAAACUGCUGAGUCGUGGGGUGGCCGGUACACCAGCAGAAUCCCCAACCUGUCUUGGGUUCCCACCUUCAGGUAGACACACUCAAACCCGGAGGAUUGAGGGUUUGCAGCUGACCAGAGCAAUGGACUGCCGAAAGAUCACUGCAACUGUUUGUUCCUUUUUCGUACCUACCAUUGAUAUAAAUUGAAAAAAAGAUCUAAGAAUACUACUUGAGAGAGGAAUGUAAAGUGUUGUCAUUGGAAUGUACAAUUUUGAGUACCUGACUUAUAACUAUUUAUGUGAAAAUGUUAUAGGCUCCAGUUAAUUCAUCACAAUAGUCUUGGAUAUAGUCGCCUGAGGAAGACUAAAAAAAUUGAAACCGGUUGUGUGUUCUAAAGACUUUUCAGUUCAACUCCACAAAUGUCUAAUUUAUGUUUAGUUUGAUAUUCAUUUUGAUGUACGGAGCAUCAAAAUUAUAAUUGUAAAUUGUGUACUUGUUUAUUUAAUAUAAGUUUAUAUUUCAUAACUGUUUAUUGAUUAUUGACUAAUGCAUACUGUUGUACUUGUGGUUAUAUAUUCGUUUGGUGUAUAGACAGGCCUAUGAAAGCAACUCCGCUGCUUUUCAAAACCAUCUUCUAUAUGCUGAGUCAGGUUCAACACUUGUGAUGUGCAGCUUUUGCCCUUCCUUAAACCAGCUUGUGGUGGAAUAAUAAUAAUAAUAAUAAUAAUAAUAAUAAUAAUAAUAAUAAUAAAGCUUUAUUUAUACCCACUCCAUCUCCCCCAGGGGGACUCGGUGCGGCUUACAUGAGCCCACGCCCAUCAAUACAAUACAAGCAAUAUAACACAAAACACAAUAAAACAAGCAAAAUACAUAAAAUGCAAAGUCAAAAUAAUAUACAACACAACAAUAUAAAAUCAAGCAUUAAAAACACAGGAAAUUUCACUAGGCAGGGCCAGAUGCAAGGAUAUAUUUUUUUAAACACUGGGAGAUAGGACAGUGUAUAGUAUAAGGAGGAGGCUCCGGGAAUGAGGAAGGAUUUCAUUGCACAAACCAUAAAAUAAAGUGCGUCUAAGGACAUUUUGUGCAAAGUGUGGUCAGGGAGAGUCUUACAUUCAAUUACUGAAGGCACAUUGGAAUAACCAGGUUUUCAAAUUCUUCCUGAAGAUUGCCAGUGUGGGAGCUUGCCUAAUAUCUCUGGGGAGUGAGUUCCAGAACCGGGGGGCCACCACAGAAAAGGCCCUCUCUCUCGUCCCCACAAGUCGCACUUGCGAUGCGGGCGGGAGCGAAAGAAGGGCCUCUCCGGAAGAUCGAAAGGAUCGUGUGGGUUCGUAGACGGAAAUAUGGUCGCGU